Messenger RNA from Phytophthora nicotianae INRA-310, 408 nucleotides. RefSeq lists its product as hypothetical. The record is from RefSeq and is a predicted model, not a curated record. The coding region runs from base 1 to 408 and encodes 135 amino acids. Lineage: Eukaryota; Oomycota; Peronosporomycetes; Peronosporales; Peronosporaceae. The transcript is spliced from 5 exons.
AUGAUCAACAAUAAUUGGUCACGCCCUUCGUACGUAACCAAGCAUAUGCAACCUGUGACCAAUGUGAUCAUUUUCGACGUGACCAAAAUUGUUCCUGACCUCUCCGCCGCUGGAGGCACCAAAUGUCCAUCAAAUGUAGGACACCCUAGUACGGACAAGCUCUCUUUGACUCAGCAAAAGAAAUCUCUGCUGCACACUUGGGACUCGCACUGGUUCAUAGCAGAUUCGUUUGCUCUGGAGCUGGUGUUCGAGUGGGGAUUGGAGUACCUGAAUUUCUCGCUGGCGUUGUCAAUUGAACACAUCCCGAACCUUCUUGAGAAUAUCAGUGAACGACGACCCAUUGAACACAACAUCGUCCAGUGUCUCGCCAGACGUAUCCCGCUGGCUAAUGGCACUUUGGUCGAAUGA